AUAGUCUGAUACCAUUUGAAUUAUUGAAAUUGAAAAUUUGAGAACGACGCUUGACAUGUGGAAUCUACUGAAGGUCUGAAUCUGAAGAACUAAACCUAUUAAACAACUAAACACAGAAUAAAGGUUAUUGGGGUAGAACUAUCGUGUGUCGUCAAUUUUCGCAGAGCUUUAAAAUUUAGAACGUCUUACUUUGACGCCAUGUCAGACGAUUCGUCGUCCGAAGAUGAAAUCACAAAGCGGAUACUCAAAGACUCAAUUGACACUGAUUUACUUACCAACGACUUGUACAGCAACAGCCCCAGCAAAAAACAAUCUGACAAAAUUAAAAGUAUCAAUGGUGUACAAACUAAAACAUCUCUUAGGAAUGUUAUUGAAGAUGAUGUACAUAACCAUAAUUUUAUCAAGGUGACUCCAGAAUUUCAAGAAUAUGUAGCUAAAAGCUUAUUCAAACAUUUAGAAAGCCAAAUAACUGAAAAAAAAUCAAAACAUAUAAAACAUAAAGUUGACAAUACUGACAAAUCAAUAGGUAUUCAUCUUUUCAAUGGAUCACCCAAAUUACUGAACUCUUCAUUAGAUGAACCCACGAUUGCGGUAAAGAGAAAACGUCAUAUUAAAAAUACCAGUGAUGAACUCAUAUUGCAGCGUGCUUCUGAAAUGGCAGUGUCACCUGAAUGGAUAUUAAACAAAAGUGCUAUUCAAGGUUGGGAAAAAGUAACCAAAGGAAAAAUUAUGAAAGUUAAAAGUAACCGUGAAGGUACAUUUGAUAUAAUCAAUGAUGAAAUUUAGAGGCAUAUAUCAUAGCCCCUGGAAAUAUAUACUAAUGUGAAUAUCAUUUUUAACAAGAUACUGUAGUAUAUUAUCAACUAUUGUCUAUUGUCAAUUAUUGUACUACCUACUGGCAUAUCACUACUAACUAUUUCGUAAAGGAUCUUUUAUAGUAUGUUUAAACAUAUGUUACAAUAAUGUGCUAAUAUUUUAUAGUAGUAUACUUCUAACUAUGCUGUAAUUAUAUAAAAGUAAUGACAAAUCUAUGACUUAUUGCUUAAGUCUGAGUUGCAUAUUGAUUUAA
This is a messenger RNA of Rhopalosiphum maidis (corn leaf aphid), 1069 nucleotides long. RefSeq lists its product as uncharacterized. Gene Ontology annotation, biological process: Wnt signaling pathway. The record is from RefSeq and is a predicted model, not a curated record. Lineage: Eukaryota; Metazoa; Arthropoda; Insecta; Hemiptera; Aphididae. The coding region runs from base 199 to 786 and encodes 195 amino acids. The transcript has 4 exons.